Molecule: messenger RNA, 1500 nt
Organism: Xyrauchen texanus (razorback sucker)
Lineage: Eukaryota; Metazoa; Chordata; Actinopteri; Cypriniformes; Catostomidae
Gene: otud6b
Product: OTU deubiquitinase 6B
Exons: 7
Coding region: 262-1140 (292 amino acids)
Biological process (GO): protein deubiquitination
Molecular function (GO): cysteine-type deubiquitinase activity
Source: RefSeq, a predicted model, not a curated record
CCAGACAUGGCAAAGUCAGGACGACUGAACAGAUCAGUCAGAGAAAGGCAGUUUAUAUAAAAACAUAUUAUUUAAUCGGUCUUUUCCGCAUUAUUUUAUAGAGAGACUUUUAUUUUAAAGGCUCGAUUUCCAGGAUCUCGCGAGAUUGAAUGAUCCAUGCGUUUGAGCAGCUGAGCAAAACUGACUGAAAAUCAAUUUGUUUCUAUGAGCUGAACCCACAAAUUAGACUUUAUUUUACUCUGAAUAUUUAGUUAAUUUGAUAUGGAUGCAGUGGAGACAGCAGAGGAGCUGUUAGCUAAACAGCAUCGUAAGGAAAAGAAAGACUUGCAAGCCAAAAUACAAAGUAUGAAAAAUGCUGUGGCCAAAAAUGACAAGAAGAGGAGGAAACAGCUGACUGAGGAUAUCGCCAGAUUAGAGGCUGAGCUCAGUCAAAAACACGAAAAUGAACUCAAACAACUGCAGAUGUCUUCCACGACAGAAGAGGUAUCAGAUGCAUUGGAUUCCGUGAGUUUGGCAAAUAAUGAGGAAAAAACAGAUGCAAAGCAAACUAGGACAUCUAAAGCGCAGAAGAGAAGGGACAGAAAGACUGCUCUUGAGAAGGAACGGGAGGUCCGGAUCGCUGAGGCAGAGGUGGAGAAUCUUAUCGGCUCCCGACAUCAGGAGGGUCUGAAGCUGAGACAGAAGCUGGCGGAAAAGCACCUGCAGAUCAAAGAGAUCUCCUCUGAUGGACACUGCAUGUACCGCACUGUGGAGGAUCAGCUGACAGAGCGAGGCUGCUCUCUCAGCCUCAAAGAGCUUCGGGCUCAAACAGCUCAGUAUAUGAGAAGCCAUGCCGGUGAAUUCAUGCCUUUCCUUACCGACCUCAAUACAGGAGAAAUGUACACUGCAGAGGAGUUUGCGAAGUACUGCAAUGACAUUGCCGACACAGCUGCUUGGGGCGGACAGUUAGAGUUGAAAGCCCUUUCACAGAUCCUCCAGCUUCCAAUAGAAGUCAUUCAGGCAGAGUCCCCCUCUAUUAUUAUUGGUGAAGAAUAUGGCAAGCCACCAAUCACACUCAUUUACAUGCGGCAUGCAUAUGGACUUGGUGAGCACUACAACUCUGUGGAACCUCUGAAAGAUUUAGCAAAUGAAGAGGUCUGACCUGAUCAGUGACUCACAUCAAUAGAGUAUAUGCAGCUGUGCAUAAUUCAUUAGCCUGUUAAAUUGGACCUACUGGAAUUACUGUACAUUCAGUUUUGAUAGAAGCAACUAAACUGAGCUUGUUCACUCAAGAUGCUCCUAGAAGAUGCUAAAAUAACACAAGGCAGUGACUUUGGAUGCAGUGGAUAAGAUUCAUGUAAUAAUUCAUGCUGUUCAUGAAUUGUCUGAACUGUAUUUACAUUGUUUUAUUUAUGGAAAAAGUGCAUGACAUCGAAGUAAUUUGCUCUAUGAGGUGCUGGAUCAUGUAAAGUGCGACAUGCUAACAUCAUUGUCUUGGAAUAAAGAGAACCUUUGAUCAAA